GUCUUCCGCGUCUUGGACAGGGGGUCCAGUGAGUUGCUGCUGUCGCUGGAGAACCUGGACUGGCGCACGUGCUACCUGACGUGCUUUCUGGCACGGUUCAUGCUGGUGACGAAGGAGAGGUGCGCCGCAAUGCGCUUGCCAAUCCGGUGGCGGAGCGGUGGCGAUUUGCCCUGGCUUGCGAAGCUGGGCAAUCUGCUGGCUGACGCGCCGAUGCCAACGGCCUACCGGCCUGUGGGCCGCGGCAUCACUCGCGAGAAGUUUAAGAGCCGGGCGCUGCUGGCGCUGAAGGAGUUUGUGGGCGAGGCGUGGCUGAAGGCUUGCGAG
Molecule: messenger RNA, 324 nt
Organism: Effrenium voratum
Lineage: Eukaryota; Dinophyceae; Suessiales; Symbiodiniaceae
Source: the annotation of a GenBank genome assembly